UCCAGCCUAGCUAACUAGUCAUGGAUAUGCAUCCACCACCCAAAAUGCUUGCCUCUCUCACCAUCACCAUACUGAUGAUGAUAGCCUCCUCCGUCCCACUUGCGUCGCGUGCAGCGGUGCCCGAAGCACAAGUAAGAGCGCUCCUCGCCUGGAAAGCAAGCCUCGACAACCAAAGCCAGCAUGCCCUGCACUCAUGGGGAAACACGGCAGCGCCCUGCAAUUGGCGUGGCAUCACUUGCGGUACCGGUGUGCAUCGGCAUCAGCGCCGGCCGGUGAUCAGUGGCAUCUCUUUGCCCGAGAUGAGACUGGGAGGGACGCUAGAGUCCCUCAACUUCUCGGCAUUGAGGACCCUGACACACCUCGACCUCUCGGACAACCACAUUGCCGGGAGCAUUCCUCCUAGUAUGGAUGUCCUCGGAGAGCUCCGCGCUCUCCUUCUGCAAGGCAACCUGAUAACAGGCUCAAUUCCUCUAGGUCUAGGAAAUCUCACAAAAUUGCGUUCCUUAAUGCUUCAUGAAAAUGAAGUCUCCGGUGAAAUACCAAGGCACAUAGGCAACAUGAUUUAUCUUGAGACCCUCAACCUUUCAGGUAAUCACUUAGUUGGUCAUAUCCCUUCUGAGAUAGGCCACCUAAAGCACUUGGUUAGGUUAGAUUUGUCUAAUAAUAAUCUUUCUGGCUCAAUCCCAUACAGUGUACUUGACUUGACCAAACUCACUACCUUAUACCUUUACCGCAACCAACUUUCUGGACACAUCCCUCGAGAACUUGGUCAUUUGGUCAACUUAAAAGACUUGGCCCUUAGCUACAAUACGUUGAUAGGUUCCAUCCCAAAUAGCUUAGGAAAUUUGACAAAACUCACUACCUUGUACCUUAAUGUGAACCAACUUUCUGGUCAAAACCCACGAGAACUAAGUCGGUUGUUGUCGUUAGAGAUCUUAGAUCUCCGCAGCAACAUGCUAAAAGGUUCCAUCCCAAAUUGCCUUGGUAAUUUGACCAAACUCACUACCUUAUACCUUUACCACAACCAACUUUCUGGACACAUCCCUCAAGGACUAGGUCGCCUUGUGAGCUUAGAGGAUUUGGAGCUUAGUAGCAACACACUAACUGGUUCCAUCCCUAAUAGCAUAGGAAAAUUGACAAAACUCACCACCUUACACCUUUAUCGUAACCAACUUUUUGGAAAAAUUCCACAAGAACUAGGUCGCCUUGUGAACUUAGAGGAUUUGGAGCUUAGUAACAAUGCACUAACUGGUUCCAUCCCAAAUAGCAUAGGAAAUUUGACAAAACUCACUAUCUUAUUUCUUAGCAACAAUCAAAUUUCUAGACACAUCCCUCAAGAACUAGGUCGCCUUGUGAACUUAGAGGAUUUGGAGGUUAGUAACAAUGCACUAACUGGUUCCAUCCCAAAUAGCAUGGGAAAUUUGACAAAACUCACAACCUUGUAUCUUAACUUCAACAGACUUUCUGGACACAUCCCUCGAGAGCUAGAUUAUCUUGAGAACUUAGAGAAGUUGUCGUUUUGGUACAACACACUAACAGGUUCCAUGCCAAACAGCCUAGGAAAUUUGACAAAACUCACUACCUUGUGCCUUUCGCAAAACCAAAUUUCUGGACACAUCCCUCAAGAACUAGGUCACCUUGUGAACAUAGAGGAUUUGGAGCUUCGUGACAAUGCACUAACUGGUUCCAUCCCAAAUAGCAUAGGAAAUUUGACCAAGCUCACAAUCUUGUAUCUUGACAACAACCAACUUUCUGGACACAUCCCUCGAGAACUAGGUUAUUUGGUCAACUUAUUGUCUUUAUCUCUUAGAAAUAAUUCACUAACAGGUCCCAUCCCAAAUAGCUUUGGCAAUCUGAGACACCUUUAUAAAUUGGACUUUGGCCAGAACCAACUUUCUGGACAAAUUUCAUGAGAGUAGGUUGGCUGUUGAAUCUAGAGUACUCAGAGCUUAGCAACAACACACUUACAGAUUUCAUCACAAACAGUUUAGAGUAUAUUGUAGAAUUAUCUUUUUGGGAAAAUUUCACAAGAAGUAGAAGGUGCACCGUCCUCCGGGCUCCUCCUGCUGCUCCUCUCCUCUCCCUCAGGGGACCAACCCCCUGCGCAAGCUCCUCCUGCCGGACCCACCUCCGACGACUCCAGCUCCCCCGCCGCGGUGCUGCUGCACAAGCUCAUUCUCACGGCGGCCACCUCCGCCUCCUCUUCCUAUGCGCUCGUCCUCACUGCCGGCACCUGGCGCGCUCACCCUCGCCGCCGUCUUCGACCGCCGCGCGACCCCUCUCGCCUGCGCCACCGACGUCGUCGCCGCGCUCUCCUGCGAGGAGGCGCGCCUGGGCCGUCCCCGAAGCGACGGCCGCGUCCAACUACUCGAUCAGGUCCUCCAACCUCGGCUCGCGGCCGCCGGGGUCCCUAGGGCGAUCUCAUUCUCCAAGGUGCCGGGGGGUGGCGCGGGCUCAAUGCUCCGGUACUGACCGUGCAGCUUGUACGGUCGAUGUGCAACCCCAGCGCCGCUCGGCCACUGCUUCUGUGCUAAUUAAUGCUGCUUAGGGAACGGAAAGAGCGUUCUUCGCGUGGAUUCCCCCCAAGCUAAAGCUAUCGCUGUUGUUUGCUCUUGCUCCCUGCACUUGUCCUAAAGUGAAGAAAGCUACGGAGAGCAGUGAAUUAGCCAGGUGAAGAUUGCCUAAAGUUCCCAAGGCAACAUGUGACUCUUGCGGCGAUCAAAUGGCCACAAGGUGAAGGCGGCGUGCACUUUCAGUAAUGACUGAUUUGUUUGACAAGGACGGUGUUGUUGAAAUUGAUACGCCUGCAUUUGAGUUGAGAGAAACCCUUACGGCCAAAUAUGGAAGGCAAGCCAGUGUGGCGCCCAAAGAAGAAGCGGCCCUGUCACAUUCACCGCUACGAGCCUGCCACCUGGGAGACAUGAAGGAGAGCAGGCGCUACUUAUCAGAGAGCCUGAAGCAUCCUCUUGUAUGCAUGAACUCUAGAACCCGAAUUCCAGCGAGUAAUUGAGGACUGCUGAACGAGGCACAUAACAUCACCGCCACGAUGAAAAUGUUGUUGAAGAAAUCUUCCAGGGGCUGUGUCAGAAGCAGGGAGGCCUCGGCAAAGGUUUUAACGUCGACUCCUGGCUGCAAGAAAUCAUGGUGAACAUAAUAGAUGCCAACAGUGUAAGCUGCACAACUGAAACUCGUCGCCCUGAGAACUGAGAAUAUUAGACUUGUGUACCAGGAUGGAUCUUAUCGGCAGCCUCCAGGUAGACUCUUCGGCCUUGUCGAAUACGCUCCACAAGGCCCUCUUCCACAGUAAGACAAGAAAUGUUGAGGCAGUGGCAGCCGAUACUACUCUGUUGGUGAUGGGCAAGCCUGGUUCAUGACUCAAGCUGCACUCUGAGUUUGUCACUCAGUUGUGAUAACAGGGUGCGUAUCUAUGUAAAAACAUCCAAUUCCUCCCAAGCAGAUUCAAUUUGUUCCACAUUGGUAUGUACGAAAACCUGGUUUGGUUUCACCAGAAAGUACGUUGUAGUCACUGUAAAAAAAACCUGGCUUUGUUUCACCAGAUUAUUUC
Messenger RNA from Triticum dicoccoides, 3565 nucleotides. RefSeq names its product probable leucine-rich repeat receptor-like protein kinase At1g35710. The transcript has 5 exons. The coding region runs from base 21 to 1913 and encodes 630 amino acids. Gene Ontology annotation, molecular function: protein binding. NCBI's taxonomy places the organism in Eukaryota, Viridiplantae, Streptophyta, Magnoliopsida, Poales, Poaceae. The record is from RefSeq and is a predicted model, not a curated record.